Molecule: messenger RNA, 714 nt
Organism: Aphis gossypii (cotton aphid)
Lineage: Eukaryota; Metazoa; Arthropoda; Insecta; Hemiptera; Aphididae
Product: adhesive plaque matrix protein-like
Exons: 3
Coding region: 148-624 (158 amino acids)
Source: RefSeq, a predicted model, not a curated record
UUAAGUACUAGCUGCUUAUAUAUAAGGACCAUGAUACCUGGCAUUGGCAUCACACACAUCACUCAUAUCCCAAGUACACACAUCGACCAUAGGUUAAAGUUUGCAGAUCCGUUGUAGACAACGCAAGAAGAAACCACCAAACACGAAAUGGCUUCUUUCAAGUAUCUGAUAUUCAUCACCUUGGCCGUGUACUCCGUUUUCGCCGAAGAAGGAGUAAGAGAAAAGAAACACGCAUACAUUGCCGCUGCCCCAGCUCCGAUUUUGGGUUACUCUGCCUCAGCUCCUGGAUCGUUUUCAUACGGAUACUCUGAUUACACCAGUUAUCCAUACAACUAUGCUGUGAAAGCAGCUGCAUACCACGCACCCGCCGUAUAUCCAGCAGCAACAUACCCCGCAGCAACAGUUUAUGCCGCUCCAGCAUAUCCAAGCUACCACAAAGAUGAUGGCAAAUACUGGCCCGGAAAAUACGAAAAGACUUACGUUCCAGCACUUCCAGCCUACAAGGCAGCAUACCCAAGCUACCCAGAAGAUGACGGAAAAUACUGGCCCGGCAAAUACGAAAAGACUUACAUCCCUACCUACCCAGCCUACAAGGCCGGAUAUCCAGUCGCUUAUCAUUACUAAACACUCCCACAACGAUUCUCAACCUUCCAUUAACUCGUAUAGUUUUUUUAUACUACUUUUAACAAUAAAAAUGUGAUCUUACUUUCGUCA